UAAAAGAAACCAAACCAAAUCAGGCAUCUGAAAGCAACAUAACUAAUGUCCCUCCAGGUUUUAAAAGCUUAAAGUCUUUUUUCUAAAGUACCAGUGUUUGUUUAUACAAGUCAUGUUUUUCACUUUUCAGCCUUCACACUCGAUUUACAGACUGAAAUAGUCCUCGUGUGUCUAACUCCCAUAUUUGACCCAAAGCUGAUCGUUUUGCCACUCAAAGGAAAUAAGAACAAUUUGACACAGAAGACCAAUUUCACCGCACAAAGUCACGUCAGCUGAGGUCUUUUUGUGUUUUUCCUGUCUCUGCUUCUCAACUGCACAUUGUGUCUCUCUCCCUUAUUUCCUUUCAGGCGAUCUCUCAACAAGACCUGGUUUACAUGGCCAUCCAGAUUGCAUGUGGGAUGAGCUACCUGGCUCGCAGGGAGGUCAUACACAAAGACCUCGCUGCCAGGAACUGCGUCAUUGACGAUAACAUGCAGGUGAAGAUAACAGACAAUGCCCUUGCCCGAGACCUGUUUCCGAUGGAUUACCACUGUCUGGGGGAUAAUGAGAACAGGCCGGUCCGCUGGAUGGCCCUGGAAAGUUUGCUCAACAACGACUUCUCGAGUGCAAGUGACGUGGUAAGAACUGCAGUUAAAUACAGUUUACUUCCUGUAACUUAAAGGUCCAGUGUGUAGGAUUUA
This is a messenger RNA of Plectropomus leopardus (leopard coralgrouper), 680 nucleotides long. The record is from RefSeq and is a predicted model, not a curated record. Lineage: Eukaryota; Metazoa; Chordata; Actinopteri; Perciformes; Serranidae.